CCAGGCUACCAAGGGGCGUUUCACUCAAGUUGCUGUUAUAAGAUCCAGAGCCGUGCCGCCCAUCUGAUCGUAAGCUCUAUCAACGCAUUCUUCUCCAGACACACUCGUAUCCACGAUCUAUAUUCCUUUAAUCCAUUUCAUCAUCAUGCGUUUCUCUACUCUCGCUAUGGCCGCGGCCGCUGCCAGUGGUGUCGUCGCCCAGGAGGACACCUCCCUCUGCGGCAAGUACACCACCGCGCUCUUGAUGAACAACACUGCCGAGAACCAAUACAUGCUUCUCCAAUUGCUCGUCAACCGUGUCGUCACUGGUGCCACCCAGGAGCAGGUCAGCAAUGGAUCUGCUGUCCCCGGUAUCCUCGCCCCUGGCAACGUCAACGGCACCGACGUGAACCUCCUACCUUACUUCGAUGGUUCUCUCGCCUCGACCAACCGCAAUGGCGAAGCAGUCUCCGUCAACUUCCUUGCUGACGGUGGUGCUACACCAUUGACGGCUUCUCCUCCCAAGCCUGCCAACAGCACCGACUCUCCCCAAUACUACCUCCUUACCCACCUCUACUCCUUCUUCGGUGCCCUCCUUCAAUGCCAGGUCGGCUCCGACGGCUUCCCAGCCUACGAGGGCAACCCGUCCAUGGCCAAGGUGCACAUGUUUAUGGCCCUGACCAACGCCGAGAACACCUACUUCAUCCAACAGGUGGGCGCUGCAGCCGUCUCCUUUGGCGUGACAAUGGACGAUGUCAGCACCGUCGCUGAGGCUCUCGUCUCCACCUUCAACUAUCGCUGCUCCCCGGCUGCCAAGAUCGUCGGUGAUAUGGAGGAGCUCCAGUCCAUCUGCCAGGCUGAGGACUGCCCUCUCUCGCCCAACGCCAACUGCGACGCCUACCCCAACAGCGGUGCCGUCUCCUCGCCCACUCCUACUCCUUCCGGCUCCGCUGCUAUGACCCCGACUGGCGGCAGCUCGCCUACCAACACCGGCGCUGCCAGCACUCUUACCUACUCCGCUGGUGCCGGUGUUGCCGGUCUCAUCGCUGCCAUCUUCGCCUUGUAA
Molecule: messenger RNA, 1045 nt
Organism: Pseudovirgaria hyperparasitica
Lineage: Eukaryota; Fungi; Ascomycota; Dothideomycetes; Acrospermales; Acrospermaceae
Exons: 2
Coding region: 146-1045 (299 amino acids)
Source: RefSeq, a predicted model, not a curated record